CCUCUCCCUCUCUCUCUCUCUCUCUCUCCUCUAUAUAUCAGCAAUUCCAUUGCCAUUAAUUUUCAUGCUCAUCUCAUUGCAACAAACUCUCUAAAUAUCUCUAAACCUAUACAUACACAUUCUCUCUCUAUAUAUAUAAAUAAACAAACACGAAUUAGGAAACUCACCGGGGGUGGCCAUGGCGAAGAAUUCAUCAUCGGCGGUGCUGCUAAUCCUCGUGGUGGUGUUGGUGGUUUCGACGGCGGUGAGAGGGCACGGAGGAAUGGUGGGAGGGAGGACGAAGGUGAAGGACGUGAAGUCGAACGAGGAGGUUCAGGAGCUAGGGAGGUACUCGGUGGAGCAAUACAACCUCCAGCAGAAGAAGAGCCACCUCAACGGAGGACGAGCAGAUCUGAGGUUUCAGGCGGUGGUGGAGGCGGAGAAGCAGGUUGUUUCCGGGAUCAAGUACUAUUUGAAGAUCACCGCCGUGUAUUCAAGGAGUGAGAUCCCAAGGACGUUUGAAGCGGUGGUGGUGGUUCAGCCCUGGGCUCAUUCCAAGGAGUUACUCAACUUCUCUCCUUCACCUGCUACCAAGUAAAAUUAACCUCUAGGGUUUUCAAUUCCAUGUUCUAAAUCUUCGUCUACUACUGUGUUCUCUCUCUCUCUCUCUCUCUCUCUCUCUCUUUGUGUUUAUCAUUUUGAUUUGUGUGUUUGGGGGUGUGCUUGUAACGAUGUGUAAGUGGGAGCUCUGUGAUGUGGUAUUGUGAUAAAAACAAUAAUAUGUGAUCUAAUGAUAAUAAAAGUGAUUGUAGCUUAUGAUCACUCAAAUUCUUAUAUUAUUA
Molecule: messenger RNA, 821 nt
Organism: Camellia sinensis
Lineage: Eukaryota; Viridiplantae; Streptophyta; Magnoliopsida; Ericales; Theaceae
Gene: CYS2
Product: PHYTOCYSTATIN 2
Molecular function (GO): cysteine-type endopeptidase inhibitor activity
Source: RefSeq, a predicted model, not a curated record